AUGGAUCCUACCCCACCACCAUCACCAGAUACUAUAAACUCCAAAAACUCCAUAAGCUCAAUAGACAGGCUUAACUUGAAUGAUUUGCACACGAUCUUCUGUGACUAUGGUAAAAAGAUAGUUGAGCAACAAGGUCAAGUCGAGUGUAUGAAGGGGGAGAUGGGUCGAGAUUACCUUCAUUUCAGGGUGGAUGUCCUCAACAUGCCGCAAAGGUCCGACCAUGUUGAGAAGCUAACUUUCGAUGGAUCCAUGAACAUGAUAAGCAGUAGAAAAGAUUAUGAAUAUGUUGUUGUUUGCCACCACCUCGAACCUGCUGCUGGUGAAACCACCGAUCGAUGCUACCUCACUGUCGACGAAGGCAAUCAUCGUGCUUGUCAGGAAGAAGUGGUUGAAAGAAGAACCACAACGUCACUGCCGUUGUUCCUGUCGGAGACUGUGUGCCUUCCUCGUCUCCAUCUCUUGUUGUCGGUGCACCGCUGCCGCCGCCACCUCCCCCGCCAUAAUCACUCCUCCUCCAUCUUCUGGCCGUCUUCGCUUCGUCAGUACUACGUCUCAGCUCCGUUUGCGUCGCCACUAACCGUUCCUGUUGAAGACAAAGUUGUCGUCGGACGCUAG
This is a messenger RNA of Lactuca saligna, 615 nucleotides long. The record is from the annotation of a GenBank genome assembly. NCBI's taxonomy places the organism in Eukaryota, Viridiplantae, Streptophyta, Magnoliopsida, Asterales, Asteraceae.